Molecule: messenger RNA, 869 nt
Organism: Cervus elaphus (red deer)
Lineage: Eukaryota; Metazoa; Chordata; Mammalia; Artiodactyla; Cervidae
Product: skin secretory protein xP2-like
Exons: 4
Coding region: 390-869 (159 amino acids)
Source: RefSeq, a predicted model, not a curated record
AGAUGGGAGAAUGACCCCCGCUCGGCAGAUGGAAAGACUGGGGAAACCCUGAGGGGCACAUGCUUGUCUAGGGCCACGUGACCUAGGAGAAGGAGGAGCCUGGUCUGAAAGCAGCUGUGUCCUCAGAGCUCAGGCCCUGGCGGAACCCAGGCCUCCCCCAAGGCUGAGGGCUGGGCGGUGUGCGUGCCACUGUGCCCGCACGGGGCCUAAGGGUGUGGUUGCACACUCAGAAACACCCAGGUUCCCUUGGGGAGCUCUGUGGAAGGGACCUCAGCAACGAACCCAAGAAAUGAUGUCACUUCCUGGCAACAGAACUCAACAGAACCCAGAACCCAGGGACCCAGGCACCACUGCGAGAGGAGACCCCAGCCAGAUCACUUGCUGCCAAGAUGUUCUGCUGUUUGCCCCUGCCCAGAGGCCGGGGCCUCGGGAGGGCUCACAGGCAGAGUGUGUGGGAUCGCUGGCGACGCUGGCUCAGGGCCCCCCGAGGAGGCCUCUGGCCCUUUGCCCGAAGGAACAGGAAGAGCUUCCCACCGGAUGUGGCCGAUGAGGGGGACACGCCGUCCACCUCCUCGAGGGAGGGGUCGGAGCCCCAUCCCCCUGCCCGUGAGGCCCAGUGCAGGGUCCAGCCCCGAGCACCCCUCCCUCUGAGGCAGCACGAGGACCUGGAGCCCAGCGCCGCAGAGCACAGAGGACCCCCAGCCCCAGGCACCGAUGUCCCUUCCCCUCGGCCCAAACGUCCACCUCCACCUGCACCUGCACCCGCUCGGGCUUUGGCAGGAGAACCCGAGUCAGGGCAUGAGUUACCACCUCUGCAGGGACAGCCUGCCCUGGCUCCUGCUCAACACCCAGACGCCCACGAUGACUGA